AUGUCUUCACAGAUGCACAUCAGAAUCCCUCAAGAAUCUACGGCGGUGAAAGGCUACCUAAUCAACCCCGUCAACUUUGGUCCCGCACAGAUCCGUCAAUUCAUGGCACCCCCGGUUCCUGGGCUGGAAACGUUCAAAAUAUUUCCAUCGCACUCCUUUUACAUCGAGCAUCCGUCCGGUAAAAGGCUCGUGUUCGAUCUCGGAAUUCGCAAGGACUACCCAAAUUACUCAAAAAGCAUCGUUGAUUAUCUCCCCACGACGAAGUACGACAUUCAAGUCUCAAAGAUUGUUGUAGAGAUUUUAGAAGACCAUGGGGUGUCGCCUGAAACCAUUGAGGCUAUCGUUUGGAGCCCCUGGCACUGGGACCACAUCGGUGAUCCAUCCUCAUUUCCUUAUAGGGUCGGCUAUCCUGCCAACCUAAUAUCACCGAUUCGAGAAAGUGACUAUGCGAACCGGGAACUUCGAGAAAUCAGAUUUGAGACCGAUCUCAAAAUUGGACAAUUUCCAGCAUUCGACUAUUUCGGAGAUGGGAGCUUCUAUUUACUAGAUAGCCCUGGACAUGCCAUUGGUCAUCUGUGCGGAUUAGCCGGAACAACUACAGAUGGAAAGUCAUUCAUCCUGCUUGGCGGCGACAUAUGCCAUCACGCAGGCAUUUUCAGGCCUUCACAAUAUCUACCCGUACCGAAGUCCAUCAGCCCGCAUCCUUGCAAUUCGCAAGGUGAGUCACCAAUCUGCCAGGGAACUGUGUUUGAAGAGUUACAGAAGUCUCGCGGUAGAUCUUCGAUAGACAAUUUGUACGACAUGACUUUCGGGCAUGAUAUCUCGCUUGCAAGAAAUACAGAAACAUGGUUGCAGGAGCUUGAUGUUGAUGAGCGAAUCUUUGUGAUCAUUUCACACGAUUCAACCGUCAGAGAUGGUGUCGACCACUUCCCUCGGUCACUGAACGAUUGAAAAGUCAAGGGAUGGGGACGAUCUCUGAAAUCGACUUUCCUCAGAGAUCUCGAGCCUUGUUGGAUGGGGAAAGGCCACAAUUAGCUGAAGCGGUGUGUCGGCAAAUACGAACAUAGGUUGUGCACACAUUGAU
Didymella exigua CBS 183.55 is the source of this 1084-nucleotide messenger RNA. Its product is annotated as Metallo-hydrolase/oxidoreductase. Bases 1 to 951 code for a protein of 316 amino acids. The record is from RefSeq and is a predicted model, not a curated record. The transcript is spliced from 3 exons. NCBI's taxonomy places the organism in Eukaryota, Fungi, Ascomycota, Dothideomycetes, Pleosporales, Didymellaceae.